AUGCCUCUCAUCGCGCAGAACCCCAAAGACCGAGUCAUCCUCGGAUUGAUGACAUUUGGUCCCGACGAGACCAGCGGUGCGCGCAUCACAGAAUUCGAUGAAUUCACCAAGCAUCUCGACUACUUCCAAUCCCAGGGCUACGAUGAGAUUGACACGGCGCGCAUGUACGUUGGCGGCAAGCAAGAGGCAUGGACGCGCCAGGCGGGGUGGAAGGACCGCGGCUUUACUCUCGCCACCAAGGUGUAUCCUUAUGAGGCUGGCGUUCACAAGCCCGACAGGCUGAAGGAGCAUUUCGAAACUAGUCUCAAAGAGCUGGGGGCGGACUGCGUGGAUAUCUUCUACCUGCAUGCGCCGGACCAUUCCGUGCCGUUCGAGGAGACACUCGGUGCUGUGAACGAGCUGCACAAGCAGGGCAAGUUUGUCAACUUGGGUCUCUCGAACUUCGCUGCAUGGGAAGUCGCAGAGGUGUACAACAUUUGCAAGGAGCGAGGCUGGGUGAAGCCGACCAUUUACCAGGCCAUGUACAACGCAAUUACCCGCGCCAUCGAACCCGAGCUCAUCCCAGCGUGCCGCAAAUACGGCAUCGACAUCGUCAUCUACAACCCCCUAGCCGGCGGUCUCUUCUCCGGCAAGAUCAAAUCCAAAGACAUCAAGCCCGACGAAGGUCGUUUCGGCACCAAAGCAGACCGCGUAGGAAGCAUGUACCGCGACCGAUACUUCAAAGACGCCACUUUCCAGGCUCUGAAGAUCGCUGAAGAUGCUGCACAGAAGCACGACCUGACCCUACUCGAGAUAGCGCUGCGAUGGUGCGUUCACCAUUCCGAACUGAAGACCCGAGUCAAGGGCGGCAACGACGGUGUGAUCAUUGGUGUUAGCAGCUUGAAGCAGUUGGAGGGCAAUCUUGCGGAUUUGGAAAAGGGCCCGCUGCCUGAUGAUGUGGUGAAGGCGUUGGAUGAGGCUUGGAUGGCUGCUAAGGCUACGGCGCCGACUUACUUCCGGUAG
Messenger RNA from Alternaria arbusti, 1002 nucleotides. RefSeq lists its product as uncharacterized. Gene Ontology annotation, molecular function: oxidoreductase activity. Lineage: Eukaryota; Fungi; Ascomycota; Dothideomycetes; Pleosporales; Pleosporaceae. The record is from RefSeq and is a predicted model, not a curated record. The transcript is spliced from 3 exons. Bases 1 to 1002 code for a protein of 333 amino acids.